UACUCAGAGGCCUCUGACAAUUUCUUUCAUUUCAUUCGUGGAUUCAGCCAUCAUUGAAUCUAUAUUCAGUGUUAGGAGUCAGUGUCGAUUUCAAGAAAAGAAUAAUUUCCAUAGCUCUCAACAGCUCCAAACAAUUUUGAAUUCUUUUCGUCGUUUAAAUAUUCAGCAAAAUGGCUCCCAAUGAUCGAUUCAAUGGUGGAGGACGUUCGGCAAAUGGUACUGCCGGAAGUGGUUCGUAUCGUGGAAGUGGAAGUGGCGGCGGAUAUAGCCGAGGUGCUGGAGGAAGUAGUGGCGGUUUCAAUCGAGGAGGUGAUCGUAGUUCAGGUGGUGGAGGUUUUCGUAGUGGCGGCGGUGGAGGAGGUCGUGAUUUUGGACGUAGCGCAAUGGGAGGCGGUGGACGUAAUCAAACAUCAAACGUUCAAUUGGCGAUUCCCGAAUGGGCAACUGUUGAAUUAAGUGCGUUCAAGAAGGACUUCUACAAGCCGCAUGAUUCGGUGAAAAAUCGUUCCCCACACGAAAUCGAACGGUUCCGUCAGAAGCACGAAAUUACCGUCGUUGGUAAUGCACCGAAUCCGAUUCAAUCGUUCGAUGAAGUUUACAUUCCCGACUAUGUGAUGAACGAGAUCGUUCGCCAGAAGUACGACAAACCGACAGCAAUCCAAGCCCAAGGAUGGCCGAUUGCAUUAAGCGGAGCGAAUAUGGUGGGAAUCGCACAGACUGGAAGUGGAAAAACUUUGGGCUACAUCCUACCGGCUAUCGUUCACAUCAACAACCAACCGAAUCUACAACGUGGUGACGGUCCAAUCGCUUUAGUUCUCGCUCCAACCAGAGAACUCGCUCAACAGAUCCAAACGAUCGCAAAUGACUUUGGUUCGGCCUCGUACGUUAGAAACACGUGCAUUUUUGGCGGAGCCAGCAAAGGGCCGCAGGCAAGGGAUUUGGAGCGCGGGUGCGAAAUUAUCAUCGCAACUCCUGGACGUCUGAUUGACUUUUUGGAAAGCGGAAAAACGAAUUUACGUCGAUGCACGUAUCUAGUUCUCGACGAAGCAGAUCGUAUGUUGGAUAUGGGCUUUGAGCCCCAAAUCCGCAAAAUUUUGUCACAAAUCCGUCCCGAUCGGCAGACGCUCAUGUGGAGUGCCACCUGGCCGAAGGAGGUUCGACGAUUAGCCGAGGACUUCUUGGAUUCGUACGUUCAAGUGAAUGUAGGAUCAUUGGAACUGUCAGCCAAUCACAACAUUCAACAGAUCGUUCAAAUUUGCACGGAAAAUGACAAGCAAGACAAACUCAAAAAUCUCUUACAAGAAAUCUACGAAACCGACGAGAACCCAGGCAAAAUAAUCAUUUUCAUCGAAACAAAGCGAAAGGUCGAAACAAUCUGUCGAUUCAUUCGCAGUUUCGGUGUCAACUGUGGUUCACUACAUGGCGACAAAUCCCAGCCGGAAAGAGAUUUCGUGUUGCGAGAAUUCCGUACGGGUAAAUCCAACAUUCUGGCAGCUACAGAUGUGGCCGCUCGUGGAUUAGAUGUCGACGGAAUCAAAUUUGUUAUAAACUUUGAUUAUCCACAAAAUUCCGAGGAUUACAUUCACCGAAUCGGACGUACAGGACGUUCGGAAUCAAAGGGAACAUCGUAUGCAUUCUUCACCGAUGCGAAUAUGAAACAAGCCAGAGACUUGGUCGCUGUUCUACGAGAGGCUAAUCAGGAAAUCGAUCCAAAACUACAAGCAAUGGCAAACAGAGCCGGUAAUUUUGGUAGCGGUAACCGACGAUAUGGCGGCGGUGGUGGCGGCGGCGGUAAUCGUUCUAAUUUCGGAACGUUCAAACGUGGACAAAUUUCGAAUGGUCGCGGUGGAAAUAGUGGGGGAUAUCGCGGCGGACAACAGAACGGUUACAGUAGUAGUAGUAAUGGCGGUGGCAUGGGUGGUUCGGCGGCUGGUGGUCAUACACGGUUUAAUUGAAAUUUUUGAAUUUAAUCUAUAAAUUUUCUAUCGGCAUUUAGAGGAUAAGUUAAUGCGUAAUUUUGUAGAAUUAAUUUUAAAAUCGAAAUGAGAAGCUAACAGAGGACGACAAAACAAUCAAUCAAACAAAACAAAAAAACACUAACACACCGAAUCGGUUGAUCUAAUACGCAUUCGGCGUUUUUCUUAUUUUCUUUUUGAUUUUUGAUUUUUUUUAUUUUGAAUUAUUGGAUACACUUUCUGUGAUUAAUUUUGAGAAAACUAACAAAACAAAGAAAUGAACAUUGUUAGCACCUUAGACAUGUAUGCCACACACACUUGGAGCACACACACACACAUACACGAACACCCACACAUCGGAGAACCAUGCAUCCAUUUUUAUUUAUCGUAAAUGAACUCAUUCGGAUAAUUCAAAAUGUACAAACAAAACCCAUCCAAUUUUAAUUAUUAUAAUUAAUUGGCUAAAUUAAUCUAACGUUUAAUUUAUGUGGAAUUUAGUUUUCUAAGAAAAAAAAGAAAGAAAUGGAAACGAAACUCUUUGAUGACUAGAGUUUUUGGAAUAAAAGAUCUUCACUU
This is a messenger RNA of Bradysia coprophila, 2531 nucleotides long. It is a transcript of the gene Rm62, whose product is annotated as ATP-dependent RNA helicase Rm62. Gene Ontology annotation, molecular function: nucleic acid binding; ATP binding; RNA helicase activity. Lineage: Eukaryota; Metazoa; Arthropoda; Insecta; Diptera; Sciaridae. The record is from RefSeq and is a predicted model, not a curated record.